GCUCUCAGUCCCAUGUCGCCAUCUGCCAGAAGAGGAAAAAUACUCUCUGAAGCACAUGCUACGACUUAGUUGUUGGAAAACAAACUGGCUGGAGGAAUCAAUGAUAUUCAAAUAGUAUCGUGCGCAACAGGUGCGCUCCCAUCCUGCAGGAAGACGCGCGCAAGAGAGCAGGUCACUUUGUAAUUUGCCACCGCUUCUAAUCGUGGACUGACUUGAAUGGCUCCAGAGAGAAAUUGAAUGCUAAAUGUGAUGAAGGGUUUGCAAACGCCGAGGUUGUCCUCGCGGUAAGCCGUCGUACUCAAGUGUGACGGAGGAAGGAAGGAAGGAAGGGGUCAGGAGGGGGGCGGUGGUCGUCGUGCAGCUUGCAGCAGACAUGGUGGUCGAGGGGGAGCGGACGCUGCUGGCCGCAAGACAGGGAGACGUGCAAACACUCAAAGCGCAGUUAGCGUCAAAGGCGCUCGCCAGAGACGUGAAGGAUGCACUGGGGGCUUCCGCGGUCCACCACGCGGCCCGGGCGGGCAAACUGGCUUGCUUGCGCUUCCUGGUGGAGGAGGCCGGGCUGCCGGGCCACUGUCUGGCCCACAACGGAGCGAGCCCGGCGCACGAUGCCGCAGCUACCGGCAACCUGGCGUGUUUACAGUGGCUGCUGACCCAGGGUGGAUGUCGGCCAGAGGACAAAGACAGUUCUGGCGCCACCGUUCUCCACCUGGCCUCCCGCUUCAGUCAUCAUGAGAUCACAGACUGGCUCCUCAAGAGCGGGGAGGUGGACCCCGGGACCGCCACUGACACAGGCGCCCUACCUGUCCACUACGCUGCUGCCAAGGGAGACCUGUCCUCGCUCCGACUGUUACUGGGGCACAGCCCAAAUUUUAUCAACUCCCAAACUAAAAAUGGUGCCACACCACUGUACCUGGCUUGCCAGGAGGGCCAUUUGGAGGUCAUCCAGUACCUGGUCAAGGACUGUGGAGCUGAUCCACUCAUCAGGGCCAAUGAUGGGAUGACACCCCUGCAUGCUGCUUCUCAAAUGGGCCACAAUACUGUCAUUGUCUGGCUGAUGAGUUUCACAGAGAUUAGCCUGAUGGACAAGGACGGCGACGGAGCCACAGCUAUGCACUUUGCAGCCAGUCGCGGUCAUGCAAAGGUUCUCAGCUGGUUACUGCUGCACGGUGGUGAGAUAGUCACCGACAACUGGGGAGGGACGCCUCUUCAUGACGCUGCAGAGACCGGUGAACUUGAGUGCUGUCAGAUUCUGGUAGUCAAUGGGGUGGAUCUGGGCAUCAGGGACCAGGAUGGUUUCACAGGAGCUGACCUGGCUGAAUACAACGGACACUUCCAGUGUGCCAAGUAUUUGCGGACUGUCGAAAACAUGAGUGUGGAGCAUCGAGUUUUGUCUCGGGACCCCUCACUGGACCUCGAGUACAAGGAAGCUGAAAACAAGCAACAAGAUUCGGGCCUUUCGUCGCCAAACACCACCAUGCCUCCUGCCAGCCAAGCGGCCCACUUCGACAUUAGUUCACCGGCCAGCUCUUUGUCUAACUACGAUUCGGCCAACUCCAGCCAGUCCAGCACCGGGGAGAAAAGGAGCAGCUUAACAUUGUCUCGUGGCCCGCUGAACACAGUCCCGCACACAGGUGCAUCAGAGACAGUCAUCUCUGACAUGCAAGCAUACAUGGACAUGCUAAACCCAGACAUCGACCCAGACAGGCCCAAGAAGAGUCAUGACUCUGUUUCGAUACUACCGCCACCACCCACUUAUCCACCCCCUCCUCCCCCAAAGUCUCCACCACUCCCCCCGCCGCCCCCGGACUAUCCAGCACCGAAACCCCCUCAGGAGGCCUCUUCUGCAGAGUUUCUGAAAGUGAAAAGCAACCUGCGCCACGUGGAGGGCAACAGCAGGAAGAAGGAGCAGCUGACGGUGGGAGAAAACCACGACAAACUAAGACGUGUUGAUUCCAAUAGAAAGUCUAGGAGCUUCAAUAAGCAGCCAAGCACUGGGGACUACUACAAGACCCUGGGGAGUGAGACCGCCGAGCUCCGUGGGAGCAAAGUCAUGGCACCAAAGGAGGAGGGCUCUGUGUUAUUGGAGGAGCCUGCCGAUGGCUCCACCCCAACAUCUGAAAACGGCACCAUAGAGGAAACGGUCCCGGCACCACCUCCACCACCGCCACCUCCUCCUCCCCCAAGCAACCUGACACCAACACCCCCUCCACCCCCUCCAUUGCCGCCAGACACACCAACAACCCAGAAUGACUCCAUGAACAUCUCCAACAAACAACGACGUGCAUCUUCCUCAUCUGGAAGCGGGGGUCUCUUUGCCCCGCAGGCAGAGGGAGGGGCACUAAGACAAAUGAAAAGCACAAAAUCUUUCAACAUGAUGUCCCCCACUGGUGAUAACUCAGAAUUGCUGGCAGAAAUCAAAGCAGGAAAGAGCCUAAAGCCAACACCUCACAGUAAAGGCUACACCACUGUCUUCUCCAACAGCGGGCCAACAGGCAGCAAUGGAAACAACAUAUCUCCACCAGAAACUCGAGCUUGUAGCCCACCACCCAAGACGCCAUCCCCACUUGCGUCCAACAGGUCGGUCACCUCCCCACCCACAACGCCAAGUACCACUCCCAGUCCACCUGGCUCGGGAACCUUCAGGACUAUGUCAGCCUCAGCGAGCUUCGAGCAACUGCACUUAAACUCCGUAAUCAAUGGGAGUAGUGUUGCGGGCACUGCAGGACCGCAGUCUGCGAGAAAGUCAAGCCUUGCUGAUGUGGAGGCGCUCGUACCCACCCACGACGAGCAGGGAAAAGCUAUCCCUGAAUGGAAGCGUCAGGUGAUGGUGCGAAAGCUUCAGGUCAAAGUGCAAGAAGAGGAAGAGCACAAACGCAAGGCUGAUGAGGAGGCAGCACGCCUGGCAUCGAUGCCGGCCUGGAGGAGAGACUUGAUGAAGAAGAAAUUGGACGAAGAGAAAUGUGACAGGGAACAAAAGAGGAAAGUAGAAGAGGAAGCCAAACAGGCCAAGGAGGUGGAGGAGAAGACCGAGCAGGAGCGACUGAGGAUCCUGGGUUACGAUGAGACCAAGCUUGCCCCUUGGCAACGGCAAAUCAUCCUGAAGAAAGGCGACAUAGCCAAACAGUGACCGGGCCUUUCCUGCUCAUGGGACCCUUCCCAUCAUUGAUCCACCCACAAUUCCUAAGGCCUUCACUGAUCCCUUUUCUCUCCCUAAUGUUUGGCUGUGACCUCAGCAUGGACGAGCUCACCACCUCUCCCGAUGAUGUCCCGUCUUUGUCUCUCACGGUCCAGACACAGAACCGUUACGGGCGAUUGCGGCUGUGACCUCGACCCUUGUUGAAAGUCUCAUGAAGACAACUUUUAAGCAUUAGUAUAGCUUUGGCAUGCACUGAUUGCCCUCACAUAAGACAUCUUUAAACUGCAUGUGUCCUUAAUUCAGACCUCUUUGCUUUACUGCAAAUUCAAUGUAAUCACUUAGACUUUCUCAAACAAACAGCGAGUGAGGGGGAAAAAAGGGGCUAUUUGUUAGCAUUGUUGCCACAGAAAGGGGUUAAAAGAGCUGUCAUUAUAUAUAUGUUUUGUAGAGUACCCACACUCACCGUUAUGUAACACCAUUGACAUAGACCUCCUAAUCACUGCAUUUAUAUCAUGAAAACAUUUUUGUAUAACGCUCAAAAAAGCGCAAUCUUGACUUUAUUGCCAUAGUUGUCAUUCUUCCAAGAAGCAAUUCUUCUACUUUUCCAAAAAUAAAAAACUCUUGACCUAAACUCACAAUUUCUAGAUGUGAACAUUUGAGCAAAAUCCAAUUCAUGUCAAUAUUAUUCGCACAUGUUCAUUUUCUAACUCAGCUCUGGAAAAUUUAAAGGCUAUAAUGAUCGUAAUUCAUUUUUCUAUUUGUGUUAAUGCUAUGGUGAUCAUGAAUGUUGUGUGCAUGUUGCAUAAUUUGAAUCAAGCAUGUUGUAAUUUAUUAAGCAUACAUAACCGAGGUCCCAGAUAUCCAGGCUAGUUUAUUUUUACAGCAGGCAGUUUGUCAACACGCACUGGGUAUUGCACAAGUAGAUAAUAUUAAUCAAUCCCGAGAUGUGUGUUUUUUUUCUGCAGGAGAACACUAAGUAGUAACUGGGUUUUAAUAUGAUGUUGGAUCACACAUUUGACAAACUAUAUCAUUUAAUUGUUUACAAUAGAUAAUCAGUGCACACCUCAUGUCAUCAUCAUUUGGAAAUAAUUGACUCUCAUUAGCUGCCAUAUGAUAUUGAAAUUUAAAAUUACGUUAUCGCCAUUUGAUUUUUCUAUGCAUAUAAAGUCUGUACAUAGUCACCCUCUCUGAUUAUGAUAAUUUCAGUGUUUGCAUACUGGAUCUCAGCCUUGAUUGGAUAGAAUGUUGGCUAAUACAUGCACGCAUGGUUAGGUUUUCAGACUGUUAAAAAAUACAUGGAAAUAAAUUGUAAUUACAAAAAUAGGGCGGACUGCUUUUGUUGACUCAAAUAAAGGGCAGGAUGUGGA
Messenger RNA from Phyllopteryx taeniolatus (common seadragon), 4503 nucleotides. It is a transcript of the gene espn, whose product is annotated as espin. The transcript is spliced from 15 exons. Bases 374 to 3127 code for a protein of 917 amino acids. The record is from RefSeq and is a predicted model, not a curated record. Gene Ontology annotation, biological process: actin filament bundle assembly. Gene Ontology annotation, cellular component: cytoplasm. Gene Ontology annotation, molecular function: actin filament binding. Lineage: Eukaryota; Metazoa; Chordata; Actinopteri; Syngnathiformes; Syngnathidae.